Molecule: messenger RNA, 793 nt
Organism: Mycotypha africana
Lineage: Eukaryota; Fungi; Mucoromycota; Mucoromycetes; Mucorales; Mycotyphaceae
Product: mitochondrial pyruvate carrier
Exons: 4
Coding region: 107-466 (119 amino acids)
Biological process (GO): pyruvate import into mitochondria
Cellular component (GO): mitochondrial inner membrane
Molecular function (GO): pyruvate transmembrane transporter activity
Source: RefSeq, a predicted model, not a curated record
CCCCACCUUUUUUUUUUUUUUUUUUUUAUUUAUUUAUUUAAACUUGCUUAUUUCUUUUUUCUGUUUUCUUUUUUCCCCCUUCUUUCAAAAUUUCAUAUAAAACACAAUGGCAUCUACAGCAACUUCAGUAGCAUCUAAAAGCGCUUUCCGUAAAUUCUUGGAUUCUCCAGCAGGACCCAAAACGAUCCACUUUUGGGCUCCUGCCAUGAAAUGGGCAUUGGUGAUUGCUGGUAUUGGUGAUAUGCAACGUCCUGCUGAGAAACUGAGUUUGACUCAAAAUAUCUCUUUGAUGAUGACGGGUCUUAUAUGGUCUCGAUACUCUUUGGUGAUUAUUCCCAAAAACUAUUCUUUAUUUGCAGUCAACUGCUUUGUAUUUGGUACUAGUGCUUAUCAAGUGGCACGUAUUUUCAAUUGGCGUCAGUCAGAAGAAUACAAGCAACAACAAGCCAAAUUAAUAGAGCAAUAAUUAUGCCCCCGACUUUUUCCCUCUCUUGAUUUGAUUUGUCCCCGCACUUAAAUUUUUCUUUUUUUGCCGAGUUUGAAAAAAAAAAAAAAAGUAAUUGUGGAGGGCAACACCCGCGUCAUUCUACAUCACAGCAACCUUCUCUUUCAUGAUAGGCUGAAACUCGCUUUGCUCUUAUUUAGACCAUCCAUCAGAUACAGUCUCUAUGCACCCGCACCUAUUCCACAUCCUACAGAUCUACACGCACAUAUACACACAGUCAAUGACCAUUAAAUAUCUCACAUUUUGUCUGUUAUUUAUUCAUCUGCACGAUAAAAGGCCCCUUUUACA